Mus musculus (house mouse) is the source of this 4393-nucleotide messenger RNA. RefSeq names its product squamous cell carcinoma antigen recognized by T cells 3 (gene Sart3). Gene Ontology annotation, biological process: regulation of RNA metabolic process; nucleosome assembly; mRNA splicing, via spliceosome. Gene Ontology annotation, cellular component: Cajal body; nuclear speck; U6atac snRNP. The record is from RefSeq and is marked validated. Gene Ontology annotation, molecular function: U6atac snRNA binding; ubiquitin-specific protease binding; histone binding. The transcript is spliced from 19 exons. NCBI's taxonomy places the organism in Eukaryota, Metazoa, Chordata, Mammalia, Rodentia, Muridae. Bases 766 to 3708 code for a protein of 980 amino acids.
GGAGCAAAACGGACGCGAUUUCUGGCUCGUUAACCUUGUUGAUGAAGGGGAAAGGCAGUGCAGAGGGAAACAGCAACGCUUUUCCGACCUCGAGAACGAGGGGUAUAAGAGAAACGAACCCCAUCCCUCGACACCUACGUUUGUUUUACCGCCAUGCACAUCAUUCCGAAUCAAUACUUAUUGUAAUGUAUUAUCAUUGACUAUAAAAAUCCACAAAAGCGACUCGUUUAACACAACUACGAGGUACUAGGUGUUACAAAGGGGAGGGAGCUUUAUUCGAGAGAUGAGACUUUUCCCAUGAGAUGGUGCAUCCGAUCGCGGAGGAACUGCAAUCUUGUCCGCACUUGAGGGUCGGUUGCCGGGAAACAACCACGCACCGGAGCCGGCCGAGCCUUACAGAAGGUCUUUAGUCCAAAGCGACGACUUUGACCUUCCUAAGAUGGCGCCUCGACCUUAACUACGGACAUCACGCACGCACCACUUCAGCUGUGGCUGCCACUUCCGGCCCAAAGACCCGACAGCUGUCCACGGUUGUAGCCGGACGCAGGUUAUGCUCGUGAGCCUUUUCUUCUGACGGUGGCGUCUGGAGGCGCUAAAGGAUAGCAUCAGCGGUGGAUUCUCCACAGCUUCCUGCUCCCUGAGGCCGUCCGCGACGCUCCCGCUGGUGGCCGAGCGGAGUUUUGAUCAGGCAGACGCCGCGGACAGCCCGAUGCUCGCCGGGCUUCGGCGGGCGAGGGAAGACCCGAGAGUCGCGGGCUGCGCAAGAUGGCGACGACGGCCGCAUCUUCGGCGUCCGAGCCGGAGGUUGAGCCCCAGGCCGGGCCUGAGGCCGAGGGAGAAGAGGAUGAGGCGAAGCCGGCCGGUGUGCAGCGGAAGGUGCUGUCCGGCGCUGUGGCCGCGGAGGCGGCGGAGGCCAAGGGCCCCGGAUGGGACCUGCAGCGGGAAGGCGCGAGCGGGAGCGAUGGGGAUGAGGAGGACGCCAUGGCUUCCUCCGCCGAGAGCUCCGCCGGGGAGGACGAGUGGGAGUACGACGAGGAGGAGGAGAAGAACCAGCUGGAGAUCGAGCGGCUGGAGGAGCAGCUGUCCAUCAAUGGCUAUGAUUACAACUGCCACGUGGAGCUCAUCAGGCUGCUGCGGCUGGAAGGCGAGCUCAGCAGAGUGAGGGCGGCCCGCCAGAAGAUGAGUGAGCUCUUCCCCCUGACCGAAGAGCUCUGGCUGGAGUGGCUCCACGAUGAGAUCAGCAUGGCCAUGGACGGCCUGGACCGCGAGCACGUGUACGAGCUCUUUGAGAGAGCCGUGAAGGACUACAUCUGUCCAAACAUUUGGCUAGAGUAUGGCCAGUACUCAGUUGGUGGCAUUGGUCAGAAAGGUGGCCUUGAGAAGGUUCGCUCUGUCUUUGAAAGAGCCCUGUCCUCUGUUGGCCUGCACAUGACGAAAGGCCUGGCCAUCUGGGAGGCCUACCGAGAGUUUGAAAGCGCCAUCGUGGAGGCUGCUCGGCCCAUAGCUGCCUUCCUUUCCCCUUCUGACCGGGAACAAACCUUUGAUUCACAGCUGGAGAAAGUGCACAGUCUCUUCCGGCGACAGCUGGCGAUCCCACUGUACGAGAUGGAGGCCACCUUUGCAGAGUAUGAAGAAUGGUCAGAGGAGCCCAUGCCGGAGUCUGUACUUCAGAGCUAUCAGAAAGCGCUGGGGCAGCUAGAGAAGUACAAGCCUUACGAGGAAGCGCUGCUGCAGGCAGAGGCCCCUCGGCUGGCGGAAUACCAAGCUUACAUCGACUUCGAGAUGAAAAUCGGGGAUCCUGCCCGUAUUCAGUUGAUCUUUGAGCGUGCCCUGGUGGAGAACUGCCUGGUUCCAGACUUAUGGAUCCGCUACAGUCAGUACCUAGAUCGACAGCUGAAAGUUAAGGACUUGGUUUUAUCUGUACACAGCCGUGCUGUGCGGAACUGCCCAUGGACAGUUGCCCUGUGGAGUCGGUACCUUCUGGCCAUGGAGCGACAUGGACUGGACCAUCAAACGAUUUCUGCGACCUUCGAGAACGCUCUGAGUGCCGGCUUCAUCCAGGCCACUGACUAUGUGGAGAUCUGGCAGGUGUACCUCGACUACCUGAGGAGAAGGGUUGACUUCAGACAGGACUCUAGCAAGGAGCUGGAAGAGCUGCGGUCCAUGUUCACGCGAGCUCUGGAGUACCUGCAGCAGGAGGUUGAGGAGCGUUUCAGCGAGAGUGGGGAUCCAAGCUGCCUGAUCAUGCAGAGCUGGGCUCGGGUUGAGGCUCGCCUGUGCAAUAACAUGCAGAAAGCCCGAGAGCUCUGGGACAGCAUCAUGACCAGAGGGAAUGCCAAGUACGCCAACAUGUGGCUGGAGUAUUACAACCUGGAACGGGCACACGGUGACACACAACACUGUCGGAAGGCUCUGCACCGAGCUGUCCAGUGCACGAGUGACUACCCUGAGCACGUCUGUGAAGUGUUGCUCACCAUGGAGAGGACAGAAGGGACCUUAGAAGAUUGGGAUCUAGCCAUUCAGAAAACGGAGACGCGCUUGGCUCGUGUGAAUGAGCAGAGAAUGAAGGCCGCAGAGAAGGAAGCAGCUCUUGUGCAGCAGGAAGAAGAAAAGGCCGAGCAGCGGAAGAAGGUGCGGGCGGAGAAGAAAGCCCUGAAAAAGAAGAAGAAAACGCGAGGUGCCGACAAGCGCAGGGAGGACGAGGACGAGGAGAACGAGUGGGGCGAAGAGGAGGAAGAGCAGCCUUCCAAACGCAGAAGGACGGAGAACAGUCUGGCCUCUGGAGAGGCUUCGGCUAUGAAGGAAGAAACAGAGCUCUCCGGGAAAUGCUUAACGAUAGAUGUUGGUCCUCCUUCCAAGCAGAAAGAGAAGGCAGCCUCCCUUAAGCGGGACAUGCCCAAGGUGGCUCACGACAGCAGUAAGGACAGUGUCACCGUGUUUGUCAGCAACCUGCCCUACAGCAUAGAAGAGCCCGAGGUGAAGCUCAGGCCGCUCUUUGAGGUCUGUGGGGAGGUGGUCCAGAUCAGGCCAAUUUUCAGCAACCGCGGGGACUUCCGGGGCUACUGCUAUGUGGAGUUUGGAGAGGAGAAGUCAGCCCAGCAGGCCCUGGAGCUGGACAGGAAGAUUGUGGAGGGCAGGCCGAUGUUUGUGUCCCCCUGUGUGGAUAAGAGCAAAAACCCUGAUUUUAAGGUGUUCAGAUACAGUACCACCCUGGAGAAACACAAACUCUUCAUCUCUGGCCUGCCCUUUUCCUGCACCAAAGAGGAGCUCGAGGACAUUUGUAAGGCCCACGGCACCGUCAAGGACCUCAGGCUGGUCACUAACAGGGCUGGCAAGCCGAAGGGCCUGGCGUAUGUGGAGUAUGAAAACGAGUCCCAGGCGUCCCAGGCAGUGAUGAAGAUGGACGGCAUGACCAUCAGAGAGAAUGUCAUCAAGGUGGCAAUCAGCAAUCCCCCUCAGCGAAAAGUCCCAGAGAAGCCAGAAGUGAGGACAGCACCAGGGGCCCCCAUGCUCCCCCGGCAGAUGUAUGGCGCGCGCGGGAAGGGACGGACCCAGCUCUCUCUUCUUCCUCGAGCUCUGCAGCGCCAGGGUGCUGCUCCUCAGGCUGAGAACGGCCCAGCUCCGGGGCCCGCGGUCGCCCCGUCUGUGGCCACAGAGGCUCCUAAGAUGUCCAAUGCUGAUUUUGCGAAGUUGCUUCUGAGAAAGUGAGCAGGACUCUGAGAUGGAGAUGCCUUACCUGUCCUCAAGCUGGCCGGGCUGGCCACCACGGGCCCUGGAGACGGAAGGGCUGGGCACUUGCCUGCGCUCCCACAGAUUCUCCUCUGGUGUGGAUGGGAAGGGAGAGCCUAUGGUGAACAUGGCGGUGAGGAGUGUUCCCUCACAUUGAGGGCGGAGGCCAACCGCUCUACAGGCUGUCCCAAGGUACGUUAGUGUCCUAACAAGGAGGGACCCAGCUUUCGAGGCCCACUUGUCCUGAUGCUUUCACCGCCUCUGGCCCCUUUUCUACGAACCCCCUCCCCCAGCCCUGCACAGCACGUGUGCCCAUCACUCUGUAAGUGUGGAAGAUGGAAUGGGAGAGCUUGUCACUCAUCAGAAUGGCCUGUCGAGAAGUGCGGGACGUCACAGAAGACACGUGUGAUGGGCUUUUGUCCAAAGAGGCUAUGAGUUUUUCUAUUAUGUAUUUCUAAUUGACACUGUUUAAUGUUCCCUAAAAGUGGAAUGUCUGCGACCUUUGUUCUUAGGAAUUGUGUGCCAGCCACUCUGGACCACUUUCUUUGCCUGAUGACUGGAGCCCUAAGCCCUCUGUUCAGAUGCUCACUUCGAAAUGCCAUGUCUAGUACAAAGUUGAGUCUCCCCAUUGAGUUUUGUUUAUUAAACUGAAGUUCUUACAGAA